Molecule: messenger RNA, 7449 nt
Organism: Corythoichthys intestinalis (scribbled pipefish)
Lineage: Eukaryota; Metazoa; Chordata; Actinopteri; Syngnathiformes; Syngnathidae
Gene: mtx3
Product: metaxin 3
Exons: 9
Coding region: 44-967 (307 amino acids)
Biological process (GO): mitochondrion organization
Cellular component (GO): cytoplasm; SAM complex
Source: RefSeq, a predicted model, not a curated record
CACAAGUUGACGUCACCGCCGUACCGCCCUCCUCGGAGCAAACAUGGCAGCUGCCAUGGAGCUACGAUGCUGGGGAGGCGACUGGGGUCUGCCGUCCGUUCACAUCGAGUCACUCGUCGUCCUGGCAUAUGCUAAGUUUUCCGGAGCCAAAGUGAACAUUUCUCCUAUAGACUGGACAUGGAAAACUCUGACAGCAACAGUGCCCGAGCUGGUUUGUGGUGACACAUCAGUAAAAGAGCCCUCACAGAUUCUCAAUUUCUUGAGAAAACAGAGGUUUAAUGCAGACUACGAGCUGAGCGCCCGUCAAGGAGCUGACACCAUGGCGUACAUCGCGCUUCUUGAGGAGAAACUACAACCCGCACUGUUGCACACUUUCUGGUUGGAUGCAGAAAACUACGCCAAUCUGACACGGCCGUGGUUUGCCUCCCGUUCGCCGUUCCCCCUUAACUUCGUCGUGCCCAGUCGUCACGCCAACAGCGCCCGCUCCCGAAUCCUGCUGACCAAAGGGGAGGCACCGCUAUGCAGAAUUACAGAGGUGGAAGGCAAGCUGUACAGUGAUGCCAAGGAGUGCCUCAAUCUCCUCUCCUACAGACUGGGAGCAGCAAACUACUUUUUUGGCACAGUACCCACCAGCCUAGACGCUUUUGUGUUUGGAUUUGUGGCUCCACUCCACAAGGCCCACCUCCCCAACAGCCCUCUGCAAAGCCACCUCAGACAGCUGGAGAACCUCACACACUUCUGUGACAACAUCCUGGCAGACUACUUUAGCUCCGCCCAUAUGUGUCUUCCCCCAUCUGUUCAGGAAACAAUGGAUGCCAACCUCCAGAAACUAACUCAGCUUGUAAACAAAGAGUCCAACUUGAUAGAAAAGAUGGAUGACAACCUUCGCAACAGCCCGCAGCACAAACCUCAUCGACCAGAGCCCAAAUCCAGUCUGGGCAAAGGGAGAAGUUCAACACCUGCCUAAGCUGUGAAUUCCUACCCUCCCGAACCGUGCCCAUGAUCCUGCCUUAUGAACAGAAGGAAGACCGCUUGUACUGUAGAUGACUGCGUGUCGUCAACGUGAACCACAACGUAACUAACCGCAUCUAUAAAAACCAAAAGUAAAAUUUGAAAGUAAUGAUGAUGGCUUUCAUGUACGUCAGUGGGAAAGCAAAGAAAGUGACGUAAGGUUAAAAAAAAAAGGAGAAAAAAUAAAGACUGGCCACAAUGUGGCAGUUAAUGAUGGAAUGGAAUUAUAAAGUGGACACAGAACAUUCAAAUUGAAGGCAAAAAGAAAAUGAAAUAUCCUGCAUAGUAAGUAAUCGGUGCUGGUUUAACACUUUAUUUUUCCAGAAAGGAAUUGUACUUCAUUUUAUUGACUUUACAUAUGAUUGAAUACAGCCAAUGUGACGUGGCUUUAGUCCAAGAAUGGGCGAAGCAUGGCGCUGCUCUUUAAAUCUGAACAAAAGCAUAUAGAUAAUCAAGAAUUCUGGAAUAGCUAUCCAUUGUAUAUACUGUUUUGUUCAGAGUUGAAGUCUUUAGGUUGGUCAAUCACAGGGCACAUAGAGACGGACAAUCAUGAUCAUUCACAUUUGUGCAGUCACUGAGUGCAGGGGUAGAUAAUAUGUGAAAUUGGCCCUCUUGGCUAGCAGCUUUUGAAGUGCACUGGCCCCACAAUCAAAACCACUGGCCAAGGUCAAUGUGUCGGUUAUUGAUCCCAAUAGUCACGAACAAGAACAAUUUGCCUGAAUAAUGAUUUUUUUUAAGGUAAAUUUAAUAAAAAAGUGCUGCAAAACGGUGCAAAAACAUGAAUCUAGUGCAAAUAAUCAUAUUCCAACGCUAAAAUGUUUAUAAUCUUUAUUAUUAUUGUGUAACGUAGUUGUGGAACAAACUGGCAUGUGGCGUCAACAUUUACCCGUUUUCAACUUUAAAGCAACUCGAGGUUGGAAUCUUGGAGCACCCAGCAAUUCGAUUACGAUUCAGAGGCUACGAUUCCAUUAUAAAUCUAUUAUUGAUGCACCCGCCCACCACCAGUUAUUAGCUGCUUUUAAUGUUUCAUACAUUAGUUUCAAAAAUUGUACAAAAAUCCUCUCCGGCUCAAAUAAACAAUUUCACUAUCAAGUAGUGCUACAGCGGUUAAUUGAUUAAUUUGAGUGUUCGAAUAAAAAAAAUAUAUAUAUAUUCGAAUUAAAUUUUAUUGCUUCGAGUGUUCGUUUAAUUAAAGUGGCGUUGUAAUGGUUUGUUUUGAAAGCGUUUGCAUUUAGUUUUAUCGAUUAGGGUGGAUACACUGCCCUCUGGUCUGUCUUAUUUCACAUGGCUGAAUCCAACUGCUCCCUGUUAAAACCAACAUAAGCUAAGUUUUUGUGUGCUAAUGCUUUUUAUGCAUUCAUAAUUUAGUUUAUAGGCAUAUUUAGCCGUUUUAUGUGGGAAUAUGUGUCUGAACCAUUUGUUAAGAGCAUUGUUAAAAAAAAGUUAGCAUUUUAUAGUAUUUAAGUUAGCGGACUUUUGCUAUGUAAGUUAGCCAAUUGUUCUUUUGUUGUAUAUAGAUCCUUUUUUUUUUUUUUCUUUUAUACCGUUUGAGGCUCAGCUCAGGUAUUUUAAUUUUUCAUGUUCCUUAUCUGAUUACUCGAUUAUUCAAACUAACUAGUUCAUCGAUUAAUCGACUACUAAAAUAGUCGAUAGCUGCAGCCCUUCUAACAAGUUAUAAGUUCAAACCAUUAAAUAAAAUACUAAAGUCCCCGUUUUGUAUCAGCAGCUUUAAACUACAUUCCAUUAAUUUGAUGUUGUGAAUCAACAGUGAAAGUUGUUAAAAUUGCUCCCGUUUUCCAUAAUUUCCUCUUUCGACAUGUGAAAGUUUUAAAAUUGCUUCAUAUAUAUGCUUCAGAUAGAUUCAAGAUUUUGCGAAUGCGGGAGUAUUUUAGAUACUUAUUUCUAUUUUUAAAAUUUGGUUUGCUCGGAAGGUUCGCUACAACAGCCUUUCAGAGAAGUCUACUGCUUUAAGAUGGCGGCUGUUUACUAACGCCGCCAAGUCUGUCAUUUCGCAUCUAGUUCUCUUUACAUGUGCUAACGCCGCCGAGUCCGUCAUUUCGCAUCUAGUUCUAUAUAUAGAAGAUAUCUACGUCGCAUUAUGUGGACGUGGUUUGUAGCAAGGUGGGCGUUAUUUGAAGAGGCUGUCGGCCGCAGGCAGGUUUUUUUAAUCUAGCCGCAUAAGUUGUCGGUCCGUUCCUCAUUGCGUCCCGAAGACCGCGCUGACUGUGUUUUAUUACUGGUUUAUUUAGCAUAUUUCAAUAAUCGGAAUUUGGACGUUUGUGAAUCGUUCUCGAAUCUUCCACGACCGAUAAUCUAAGAAUCAGAAAUUUUGCACGCCACUAAAAGCAACAUUUGGUUUGCCUGGCUCUGCCAGACUAUUCUCCCUGUAUUUUUCAAACACUGAGAGUAUAGUCUGGAACCAGCCCAUUAACGGCCUCUCGAGCAGGUACAAAAUCAAUCGACAAAUCAGAUUCGUUUAUUUGCGUGACGUCUUCUUAGCGAGCAACGUCACUCUUGCGCGUCGAAAGUCGUCUCCACAACAACACAGAUGGUGAACGGCAGAGCCGAGAAUAUGUUCCAAUCCAUGGUAAAAUCCGUUUUAAAUUACCAAAAACACAUCGACACGAGUCAUUGACAACAGUCCGUCUCGCGCUUGCCAUGUUGAAUGAACUCCGCUCUCCUCGUAUGUUUACUUCCACGCGCAAGUCCCUCGUCAUUUUACUAACGUCACGUCUGCCCGUCGCUGAUUGGUCCACUCCGCUGUCUGUUUGCUGUGGCUUGCUCCGCCCUGGAAAUUGUAUCCGUGUGAAUGGUGGCCAGACUCAAUAGCUGGAACAGCGGUGAGUCUGGUGUACCAGGCAAACAUUUGGUAACUUUUCACUUUUGGUCGAUUUGGUCGAUUGUGCAUUAUGUAUAUGAAAUCCCUUAGGUUUGUUUCACGCUGGUAUAAUUGUAACUAGAAUAUUAAAAGUAUUUUCACUAACCGGCCACUUUAUAAGGUACCCCUGUCCAACUGCUUGUUAACACUUAAUUUCUAAUCAGCCAAUCACAUGGCGGCAACUCAGUGCAUCUAGGCAUGUAAACAUGGUUUAAGACAAUCAAACCGAGCAUUACUAUGGGGAAGAAAGGUGAUUUGAGUGACUUUGAACGUGGCAUGGUUGUUGGUGCCAGAAGGGCUGGUCUGAGUAUUUCAGAAACUGCUGAUCUACUGGGAUUUUCACGCACAACCAUCUCUAGGGUUUACAGAGAAUGGUCCGAAAAAGAAAGAAUAUCCAGUAAGCGGCAGUUCUGUGGGUGGAAAUGCCUUGUUGAUGCCAGAGGUCAGAGGAGAAUGGCCGGACUGGUUCGAGCUGAUAGAAAGGCAACAGUGACUCAAAUAACCACCCGUUACAACUAAAGUAGGCAGAAGAGCAUCUCUGAACGCACAGUACGUCAAACUUUGAGGCACAUGGGCUACAGCAGCAGAAGACCACGCCGGGUGCCACUCCUUUCAGCUAAGAACAGGAAACUGAGGCUACAAUUUGCACAAGCUCAUUGAAAUUGGACAGUAGAAGAUUGGAAAAAUGUUACGUGGUCUGAUGAGUCUCGAUUUCUGCUGCGACAUUCGAAUGGUAGGGUCAGAAUUUGGCGUCAACAACAUGAAAGCAUGGAUCCAUCCUGCCUUGUAGCAACGGUUCAGGCUGGUGGUGUAAUGGUGUGGGGAAUAUUUUCUUGGCACUCUUUGGGCCCCUUGGUACCAAUUGAGUAUCGUUGGAACGCCACAGCCUACCUGAGUAUUGUUGCUGACCAUGACCACAAUGUACCCAACUUCUGAUGGCUACUUUCUGCAGGAUAAUGCGCCGUGUCAUAAAGCUGGAAUCAUCUCAGGCUGGUUUCUUGAACAUGACAAUGAGUUCACUGUACUAAAAUGGCCUCCACAGUCACCAGAUCUCAAUCCAAUAGAGCAUCUUUGGGACGUGGUGGAACGGGAGAUUCGCAUCAUGGAUGUGCAGCCGACAAAUUUGCACCAACUGUGUGAUGCCAUCAUGUCAAUAUGGACCAAACUCUCUGAGGAAUGCUUCCAGCACCUUGUUGAUUCUAUGCCACGAAGAAUUGAGGCAGUUCUGAAGGCAAAAGGGGGUCCAACCCGUUACUAGCAUGGUGUACCUAAUAAAGUGGACGGUGAGUGUAUAUGCUUAAUGCAGUUUAGCCCGCAUGGGGCUCAGCCACUUGUUUGCUUGGCACGUUGUCGAGAUGAAAGGGCCUUUAAACAUAGUAUCACUGUCAAAUAGAUGUGUCCUUGGGAUGGGUGCUGCUGUGUAAAGAGAAAUAUGUUCUCUGCUCUCACCCAACCUUCAACAGUUACAUAGUGGGGCAAUGGACAGUGUUGUGUCCGUGACAAUGGCUAAAUUCCUGACUCAAAUGUCCAAAAGUCAGUCAUUUUGCCGUAUUUGAACCUCAGAUCUUUUUGUUGUUAAGCAGCAGCACUAACAACUCUGCUCAAUGUUUUCAUAUUGUUUGCUGUUCCUGCAUUGUGUAAAUGUCAGUUGCUGUUUUGUUUUCGUUUUUCCAGCUUGAGUCCAAUUUUUUAAUGUCAGUUGUUGGCUGCCUUUGAAUAAUUUCCCAUUGUAUUUGUUUUUGCAUUUUAGUUUAACAAAUGCAUUGGAAAUAUGAAUUCAUGUGAUACAAGAAUUUAUCUCUGCUUUUGUAUAUUCAUGUUUAACACUACAAAUCAAUCACCCUGAAUGCAAUUCUCUCAGUGCAACAGCUUUGAAAGAAAGGAUUUUGGAUGUCCUUCUAAGGAAUUCUAUACGCUCGCUUCUGUGCCUUUGUUGCUUCUUUUUAAUUGUCAUUUGUGGUCCUUUGACAUCUGCAGCUUUUGCUUAUGCACUUUGAAUGGAAGCUAAUAAGUCUUCAAAAGACAUGAAUAAUAAAAAUGAAUAACAAUGUGUUUUACUUGAACCCUUUAUAGGGCACCCAUUUAACUCAUUAGCUACAAAUAUCGCCGUUAGACGUUUAAUCCGUUUUGACUUGGAGGGUUGGCAGCAAUCAUUCGAAUGGAUUUGAAGCCUAGCGCUGUCAAUGGCACUGAAACAUGACUAAUGUUGUUAAUAAGGAGUAUGACGGUGUUUUAAACGGCAUUUUUUUUUUUUCAGUAGUGAGUAAUCUCAAUCAUUACUUUUCCCAUCUUUGCAACGCCGUUACCGUUACUGAGAAUGUGAAGGGCCGCAUUACUACAAUUUGGUUGAAGGAAAGGAGUUGUCUGAUUUUGUUACAGCUUCCUGGGAGAGCGCAGACUAGAAAGGGGGACGACGGAAAGGUGUUGCAAACGCGGCGAUGAUUGGCUAGGUGAGUCGGAGCGUUAGCAUAGCAUUCGCGUUCUCAUUAGCACUAGCGUGGCGAGCGUCAUCUUAAACUAUCGGGCAAUUAAUUAGAAAUAAUGUACUGUUUUCCUGCUGAGUGUGCAUUAUCAUCACCAAGUUGGCAUGGUCCUUGUAGACACGUACACUUAAUAAGGGUUGUAUAUAUGGAUAUACAACAUUCAGGUGACUUGAAGUUGCGCUUUGAGACCCCCAAUUUGGCCAAAUUUCAAAAUUGUCCUAUAUGCAUGUGUGAUACAUCAUUGGCAAGCUUAAAAUCUCAAUUUUCUGGGGGAAGAAAAAUGUUGAACAGGAGCGCAUUUAAAAAAAAAAACAUUUUUUUUUAAAACAGUAAAACCCUAAUUGGAGGUUAGAGCAGAAUUAAAGACGCCAUGAUUUUUAAUGAGAUAUUAUCACGUACUUACCUCUUUUCGACCCAAAAACUCCAUGUAGCAUGUAUCGCAAAGUGUCAAGACACAACUGUGAAUGGCCACAGCCGGAUUUUUGGCAGAUUUUAUGGGUGAAACAUGGUAAUAUAACAAGGGUUGUGAUGCAGAAAUUGCAGACAUCAAGGAGUGGUCGAGAUUUUCAUUUUCAUAUAUUUACCCUUUUAAACUUUUUUUUUUCUUUGUUUGGAUCGAUUAUCAUGUAAAAUAUUGGGGGAAACGGGACAGUAAUGAAAAAAAAUACAAUUAAGAGAUAAUUAUGAGGUAGAUGUCCAUGACUUAUUUACAGACACCAAUUUUGUCAUUGUGACGUAAUUUGUUUAAAACUUAAGAAUAUGCGAGUGAAUAAUUUUUUAAAGUUUUUUUUUUUUUUUUUAAGUAUUAGACAUCAAUUAAUGAUUCUGAGCUAAAAAUGACAUUUUGAAUAAUAAAUACUAUUGCUUACCUUCUUUUUAUGGCAAGGUUGAAACAAGCGGUCUGUAAACGAGGGUUCCCAGGGUAAAACGGACAAAUUAAAAAUAGUUUGGGGGGCUUCAUGCGCCAUGAAUCUGCUAUGGCAGCAUAUAGACAGAUUGUUCUAUUAAACACAACUGUUCUUUUGGCUUAAAAUACAGCAGUUUAUUUUAAAUAGGGGUGCAAGAGCAGAAACUGCU